UUAUGGUAUUUUCACGGUUUCUCCUCUAGAUGACUCUGCGUAAACUACCCGGAUUUGUUUAUUUUUUACCCCUAAAUUUUUCAAUAAAAUUCUAUCCGCUCUAAAUGUCAAAUGGUAAAUCAGCUGUACAAUAUUAAACAUGUAGGGAUUAGCACUAAUGAUUUUACGGGUAUAUUCAAAAUAAACUACUAAAAAUGUCUAUAAUCUGUGAAGAAAUAUUUGAUGAAAUCAGCCACCCCUCAGAGGAAGAAAUUAAGGACUAUGCAGUGAAAAUUGGAAUAGACCCAGAUUCAGAACCUCAGUUGCUUCCCAUAGCUGCUGAGGGGUUAAUGAAAGCCUUACCUGCUGGUUGGAAGCCUGUUUAUGACGACAAAUCAAAAUCUUACUACUACUAUAACAACCUAACGAAGAAGACACAGUGGGAGCAUCCAUUAGACGAUAUAUACAGAGGUCUAGUAAAGAAAGCGCGCACAGAUAGUCAGUCCCUCAGUAUUCACGAUAACAGAGAAGACGCAACUUAUGUUACUGAUGAUAUUUUAAGUUUAGACGAACCAAUUUCUAAUGUACCAUCAAAGAAAUUGGAUCCUGUACCUACAGGAACCAAAAAGAAGCUUGCCCCUCUUAAACUCAGUCCAAAUGCCAGCCCAAAGAAGGAUUUUAAAUUAUUCAAACAGAAAUCUGAAGAUUUCAACGUUGGUCCCAAAAAGCUGUCUCUAGGAUUCAGUAGUUUUGAUGAUGAGAAAGAAUCUGCUUCCGCUUUUGACCGGCAUCCUAGAAGCAUGGAACUGAAAGUUAUGGGGGGUGGAUCAAUGUUCCUCAAGUCAAAUACCUUAAGAAAAAAUAGCGAUGUCGGCAUCAAUUCCCUUAGCACAAAGACUGAACUAUCUCAGGAUUUACAACCUAGAAGCAUUUUGCGAGAAAAGAACUCCAUGGAGCACUCAAAAAGCUUGGAAUUCGAUAAACUUAUUGUAGACAAGUCCGAAAAGGACGACGACGACAAAAAAAGUGUUAGAUUUAAUUUGGAUAACAACACCGAUAUCGGGAUAACGUUUUCAGACAAAAGUUCCAGCGAAGAAGAGCUUGCUACUAGUGAUAAAAAUAAACCAGAAGAUAUUAUAAACGUUAAAAUUACUCCUAGUAAGAACAGGUUUUCGGUCCAUCCCGUUUUGGAACCUCUAAAGCCAACUUCCUUGAAGUUAAUCAAGCCGAAUCCCAAAGAUUUCAUAAAACCGAAGUUAACUUUGAACAAGGGCUCAGACAGUGAUGAGGAAACUCAUAGUCUAGAGAAAUCAGGUAUAGAUCAUCCCGAUGUACUCUUCGAAUCUGACAACUCGGAGUCGUCUAGCGAAAAGAUAGCGGAAAAAUCUAAGAAGUUAGAAGAAAAGGCUGGGAAGAAAGUAGAGCAACUGAAACAAGAUAUUUGGGAAGAAAAAAAUAAAGAGAUACUUAAAUUUAAAUCUGAUUUAGAAACGUCGCAUAAACAAGAAGUGAAAAGAAUUUUGGAGGACGAAAAGAUAAAGCAAGAUCAAGUAAUCCAAGAGGAAGUAAAGAAAUUAAAAGAGGAGUGGAAUUUAGAACAUAAGUCAGCUAUAGAUGAAGAAAAGACUAAGAUGAAUGAAAAACUUGAAAAUAUAAAGACUGAAUUAGACUGUAAGAUAAAAAUUGAGGAAGAAAAAUUAAAGGAGAAUUUUGAUAGUAAGAAAGACGAACUGGAAAAAUACUAUGAAGAAAAACUAGUAGAUAUAGAAAAAGAAUUGGCGGAAAAAGUUGAGAAAAAUAGGGACGAGUUAGUUUUUACACACAACUCAGAUGUUGACCAAUUAAAGCAGAACCAUUCUAUCAUUAUAGAAGAAUUAAAAAGACAAUUUGAUGCUGAGGAGCAAGUUCUGAGAAAGGCUCAUCAAGCAAAAAUGGCCGAGUUGAGAAGUAAAUUCCAAGCGGAGUCGGAACAAGAUCGGAGCAAGCAUACGACAGAUGAGAGAACAUUCGAAAAACUCAGAUGUGAAAAACGACUAUUAGAAGAUAAGUAUAGAUGUUUGAAAGAGAAGUACUUAAAAUUAAAAACAGAAAUAAAACUAACGAUGGAAAAGAGAAGUAAAAGAAAGGAGCAAAGCACGACGACCAAUACUACAGGUUCUGAGACUGAACAGAGCAAUUCCAAUAACAGAGACAGAAAAGUCUUGGAUAAACCACCAACUCCUAAGCAUUCAAAAAACGCCAGCGUUGAAGAGCGGCCCAAGUCGGAAACAAGAACUGUUAAGCAGGUAGUGAUACAAGAUUUGGACACAUCAGUCAGCGACAAUUGUUACCAAAGUGACGACAAAACCAAUCAGAAUGACAGUUCAGAUAGUACUAAUCCCGGAAGAAGUAGAAAGAAGAUAUUUUCCAGGUUAAAAAGCUCUUCCACAUCUCGCAUAAAUAAUAAUUCCAAGCAAAGAAAACCACAGAGGUCGUGUUCUCCAGUGGAAAAUCUUCGAAGGCAACUUCAGAAGUUAGAAGAUUUAGAAGAUCAGUUUCCCGAAAACGCACAAGCUGAUACUUAUCAUCUCAGGUACCCCUUCUCUGACGGACAAAAGUUUGAAGGUAGUUCCGAGUUGGAAUUCUUCAGACACCGUAUUCAUCUCGAAAGAGAUUCGAUCAAGAGAGCGAAAGAGAGUUUGAGGAGUCAAAAGAGUUUAUUCCAGCAGAGGCAGAAGGAAUUGAAGUUAAAACACGGGACCAUGGCUAGACAUACUCUGCAACAGCUUUGCCAAGAAGAAAAAGAACUGACCGAUAUGGAAGUGAACCUUCACAGAACCCGCAGUCUUCUGGGAGAAAAAGUAAUUCGUUUACGUCAUCUUGAACAAUCUUUACAACGAGCUAACGUACAAAAUGAUCAGAAUCACGAAGACGCCACUUUGAGUGAUAUUUCAUCGCACAGCGCAAGCUCAGGUAUAAGUUCUACCGAAUUCGCUAUUACCGAUUAUGCUAAGGGGAUACUCAAUAGAGAAAAGUUUCAAGAAUCUUCGGAAAUUAUACAAAGUUUGGAAAACUUGAACUCGGAGAUUAGAGAGAUCUGGGAUGUUCUGCGGAAACAGCAGCAGCAAACGAAUAUCCAACAGGUCAUUCCACCUUUAGUCUACCCAGACUUAGGCUGGCCAGUUUUAGCUGCCUCAGCGACGAACGUCCAACCGGCACCUCCAUCCAUCCCGACCUUGGCUGAUCGCCUACACAACUACAGACAACACCUGGCACUCGCCAACGCUCAAAGCACCGUCGUGACGCACGCCACCCAAGGCGCCACUACUACUCUCGUGGAGAGGACCAGAAAUCUGAGACAUUGGUUAAAGCAAACGGGAAUCGAUGUCGGAGGGAGCGAGACCAAUCCACCGCAAGCGACACUGUGAGAUCCGGCGAAGAAGGACGGUGAUUCAGGAUGAAUGGUUCGGAACGAUCGGAUGGUUUGUUUUUUUGAGAUCUGAUUAAAACCGUUACCGACAUUUAUACAACUAUGAAUUGGUUGUUGCAAAACAGAUUAUAAAUUUGAUAUUUGAAGCAAUUUCGAGUAAGGCACGACUAGAUUUUAUUUUCUUCUUCUUUACUUUAUUUUUUAACCGGGACGAAGGUUGGCAAUCAUCAUUGCUAUUCUAACUUUUGACAUUACAGCCCGAAAGAGUUCAGUUGAGCUGCAUCCAAACCAUUCUCUGAGAUUUCUCAGCCAGAUUUUAUUUAAUGCAGCUUAAUUAUAUUAAUUCGAUUAUUAUGCUGAAGAAAUAUUUUGUGACAAAUCUUUUCAACUAUACCUAAUGCUAACUCCCUACACGUGUUUAGAGUAGUUGUUACCGGAAUAAUAGUACCUACAUGCUUCCAUAUCUGGUGUUACAUUUUCCCGAUUCUAUCCAUUGCAUAUCGCUACGUCCCAGUAUUACAGCCGGUUUCCGAAACGUUAUUCAAAUCUCCGAUCAUCUAAUCGGAUGUCAGAUUUGAUCAACUGUUAACCUGUGAUGGGUUUCUCAAACGCCAAUUAUUGUAAAAUUGCAUAAUCAUAGAUCAUGUAAUCGAUGAUCUGACAUACGAUUUGGUAGCGAUACUGUCACAAUUGGCUGUUAUCCUUCAAAAUUUCAAUUAUAUUAACCUCUAAAUCCAAACUUGUAUCUUUAGAUUCUAAAGGUGCAUUCUCUCUUACGUACUGUCAUUUUUGUUUGGGGCAAGAAUUGAACGAGAGCAUUUUAAAAAUGAGGCUAGGUAAUGUGACGAGAGUUGGAGAUAUAAAACAGUUUAUUUAUGAUCUACAAUAUUUUAUAAUCGUAUUUUUAUUUUUGGUCUAUAUAUUUACUUUUUAUAUUUAUUUUUAAUUUAUUUACAGGCUGUUUUAUUGUCUUCAAAGUUAGGUGCUAUAAUUUCUCACACGUUUUCCUUCUUAUUUACAUCGCUAUAAUCAUUUAGGUCCUGCUUUUUAGAGCUCUGGCCUCUCAAAAAAUAGCUCUAUGAGUCUAGCAUCCUUGUUAUCUUACAUUUUUAAAAGAAAAAAAUAUAAAUUAUAUAAUCAAAUAUAAAAAAUGUCCGAAAUAUCCAUGUUCUGCAAGUUAAAUAAAUAUUUUAAAUUAUUUCUUCCAUAAAAAAAUCUUAUUUUUAUUGAAUAAUAUGAUUUAUAUCAUUUAUAUAUGUGUUAUUUGACAAUUUUUUCCCAUUAUUUGUUAAUUACAGUAAUUAAAAAACUAAAAAAAACUCUUAACAGCCCGUUAAUCGACGGAUAGUCGCAGAUUAGGUAACAGUCCAUUUUUACCGCCGUUUGACAAGCGAAACUGGUUAAUCGACCUUUCGGAGAUUCAAAACACUCAUGAUCGGCUGUUAACUAACGAUUAAUCUUAUGUCAGGUGAUCGACUGUUGUUAAAACUAGUUUGGUUGACGUUUCUGACGCAUUUAAUCUAUUGUUAAUCGUCGAUUACAUAAUUUUUGAGAUGAUCGUCCUUUCGGAAACCGGGCGUUAGUAUGGUAUA
This is a messenger RNA of Diabrotica virgifera virgifera (western corn rootworm), 4980 nucleotides long. RefSeq names its product centrosomal protein of 164 kDa (gene Cep164). The transcript has 13 exons. The coding region runs from base 195 to 3386 and encodes 1063 amino acids. Gene Ontology annotation, molecular function: protein binding. The record is from RefSeq and is a predicted model, not a curated record. NCBI's taxonomy places the organism in Eukaryota, Metazoa, Arthropoda, Insecta, Coleoptera, Chrysomelidae.